This is a messenger RNA of Salarias fasciatus (jewelled blenny), 1052 nucleotides long. RefSeq lists its product as uncharacterized. The transcript has 5 exons. The record is from RefSeq and is a predicted model, not a curated record. Gene Ontology annotation, biological process: response to bacterium. NCBI's taxonomy places the organism in Eukaryota, Metazoa, Chordata, Actinopteri, Blenniiformes, Blenniidae. Bases 7 to 879 code for a protein of 290 amino acids.
CAGAAAAUGUUUGUCAUAUUUGUUUUUCUGUUGAUGAUCGCAGUGGGCUGCUGCACAACUGAUCAGAACUUUGAGAUGAAAUCUGUUGCUGCGCAACAAAAUGUGACUUUGACGUGUCCUCGUACAUUUCCACACAAAGCAAAUUUAUUUUGGAUCAGAAUAAUUUCUGGUCACCAGCCGGAAUUCUUGGGAGGAACAUAUGGCUUUGAUUAUGAAGGAGUUCAUCAGACUCGUCAUUUUACAACCAAACAAGAACCUGGAACUUUUAUUCUUUACAUUAAUCAAAGUCAGAUCAGCGACACUGGACUUUACUACUGCAUCGGAACUGAAACCCUUGAAAUGACCUUUGUGAGAGGAGUGUUUCUAAAGGUUAAAAGGCCCCAAUCUUCCAUCUCUGGCAUCUUUCAAGCUCCUCCGUCUGCUGCGGUCCAUCCAGGAGAGUCGGUGUCUCUGCAGUGUUCGGUCCUCUCUGACUCUGAGAAGAAAACAUGUUCAGAAGAUUACAGAGUUCACUGGUUCAGAGCAGGAUCACAUCAAUCUCACCCCGAUUUCAUUUAUACUCAUGGAGGCAAUGCAGAGUGUGGAAACUCUUCCCAGAAAUGUUUCUAUAGCUUCUCUAAGAAGGUCAGUGUCUCUGAUGCUGGUACUUAUUACUGUGCUGUGGCUGCAUGUGGAGAGGUCAUGUUUGGAAAUGGAGCAAAACUGGACAUUAAAGAAGCCAACACAGCCCUUUACAGUCUUGGUGCAGCUUUUGUUGCAACUAUGAUUGUUUCAGUCUGUCUCAUUUGGACGAAUGACAAAAAGGAUUAUAACGACGUGAAGACAGUCGUCAUGUACAGCAGAAUGUCUAAAACCUCGAGCAAAACCAGACAGCAGUGAUCAGCAGACAGAUGAAGCUUCAUUGAUCUAUUCUGCACCAACCUUCAGCAGGAGAAAAGUUACCAAAGCGGAAAGAGGAAACACACUCCGAUCAGAAAGAGAGAAGUGUGAUUGGCUUUUUAACCACUGAGUGACAAUUUACACACAAAAAAAAAAAAGGUUGUUAUCAUGAU